AUGCCUCAUACACAUCGCCACAAGUUCAGAAGCAAAUUUUACAAGUUUUUUCAAAUAGAGCAAAGAAGGCAAUUCGUGAAGAAAUUGGGGAUGGAAAAUUUUGUGUACUUGUUGUUGUUAACUGCUAUUUUUAAUAUUGUUGGUGCUUCAUGUAAGCGUAAUGAUGAAUUUAGAAAAGCCCAAGCUGAUGAUAUUGCAUAUUUGAUUUCCAUUGAUGAGCUUGAGACUGGAAGAGGACUUAACCAAAUUGGCACUUUACAACGAGCUGGAGAUACUCGUUGGGGUUCUCACUUUAGAUCAGUUUCAAGCUUGAUAGAUAAGUUUAGUGCAACAUGUCAAGUAUUACUGAACAUAAUUGAAGAUGGAAGUACUUAUUUGCAAAUAGGAGAUGCAGAUGCGGCUUAUGAGGGAAUGACUUCAUUUGAAUUUGUUUUCAUUCUGCAUCUAAUGAGAGAAAUUAUGGAAAUCACUGAUGAACUAUGUCGGGCUUUACAAUGUAAAUCUCAAGAUAUUUUGCAUGCCAUGAGUCUUGUUGAAUCUUCUAAAGCACUUAUACAAGAAUUGAGAAAUGUUGGAUGUGAUCCUUUGCUUACUAAGGUGAGUUCUUUUUGUGAGGCACGCAACAUAGAUUUACCUAACAUGAAUGCUCGUUAUGUUGGAAGACAAGGGAAAGCUCGUGGUCAACAAGAAAACUUUACUGUUAAGCAUCACUACAGGGUAGAUAUAUUCAAUGUUACAAUUGACUCUCAAUUGCAAGAACUAAAUAGCCGAUUUAAUGAGAAUGCAGUGAGAUUGAGUGUCCUCAGUUCAGCUUUAGAUCCUCGUGAAAUUUGUAAGUCAUUUAGAAUUGAUGAUGUUUGUGAAUUAGUAGACAAAUUCUAUCCCGAAGACUUUGAAGAUCAUGAGAAGAUACGCUUGAAAAGACAACUUCAACAUUUUCUUAAUGAUGUUAUUCGACUUUCAGAAUUUAAAGCUUUGUUGACUAUUUCUGAAAUGGCUCAAUGGUUGGUGAAGACUCGAAGAUCAAUGAUGUACCAACUAGUUUAUAGGGUGGUUGUGUUGGUGCUCACUCUUCCAGUCUCGACAGCAACUACUGAGCGAGCAUUCUCAGCUAUGAAAAUAGUGAAAACUAGACUUCGCAAUAGAAUGGAUGAUGAUUUUCUUACUGACUCUUUGAUUAUGUACAUUGAAAAAGAAAUCGUUGAAAAAUUUAGUAUAGACUCCAUUAUUGAUGACUUUCGUGAUAUGCAAGAGCGACGAGUUCUAUUUUGA
This is a messenger RNA of Rosa rugosa (rugosa rose), 1272 nucleotides long. RefSeq lists its product as uncharacterized. Gene Ontology annotation, molecular function: protein dimerization activity. The record is from RefSeq and is a predicted model, not a curated record. The transcript has 2 exons. The coding region runs from base 1 to 1272 and encodes 423 amino acids. Lineage: Eukaryota; Viridiplantae; Streptophyta; Magnoliopsida; Rosales; Rosaceae.